UUGCGAGGUGACGUUUCUCAAUGAAAAGUUGAAAAGCGAGGUUUGGGAAGGCAGAACCAAAACAACAUCAUCUGCUGUUAGCUUGUGUGCAAGAUUUCAUUUCCUGCUCUGGAGAUCAGAGUUGUCAAUUAUCCAGCCAUGGAUCUGAGUGGAAUUCUGGUGCAGAUUGAAAACGGGAACGACGAGGAAAUUGAAAAGCGCUUGCAGCAGUACAACGCAGAGAACUGUAAGACAUUUGCUUUUGACUGCAAGCAAGAGGAGGCCCGAAUAAAGCUGUGUCAUGGUAUACUCGCAGUGCUCGGUCAGCCUGUUCAGCCCCAAUGUCAGAGCACCUGUCUGGCGACCAUGCGCAUCCUGUCUCGUGAUAAACGUGUCCUCGGGCCUGUAGCCACUCGCGACGGCAUGGUCACUCUUGUCCGGCUGGCGCGCAUCCCGCUGCCUGACGUCGACGUAGAACCGCUGGCUAAAUCAGAGUCAGCUGCUGAGAUACAGGUAGUGGUGGAGGCGCUCAAGUGCCUGUGUAAUGUGGUGUUUAACAGCAUGGCAGCACAGCAAGUGGGUGCAGACGUGCAGCUGGCGCAGGGUUUGUGUGCCCGUCUGCGCUUGGCCAACUCCCUUCACCAUGAUGUGGAGCUUUUCUCUCUCCGGCUGCUCUUUCUGCUUUCUGCCCUGAGAUCAGACAUCCGGAGAGGACUGCGCCAGGAGUCAGACGCUGUGGAACUGCUCACUGGUGUACUCGAGCGCACCUUGGAUGUGCGUUGGACAGGGCCAUACGAAAUUGCGUGUCCUGACUCGCAGGUCCCGUCUAUUUCUCUAGAGAAGAACGAGAGGGCAAUGGAGUCGCUCAAAGCUCUCUUUAACAUCACCAUGUCUGACUCCAAUGAUCAGAACAACGACCACCAGCUGAGGCGUACUGCAGCCAUAAUGCGGCAUAUUCUAAUGCUGAGGGUUCAGACAGAGGAAAAAACAGAGGAAGUGCACAGUCAUGCCAUAAAUCUUCUAAGCAACCUUCCCGUGUCCUGUUUGGAUGUCUUGAUUGACGUGCCUGUACAAGGCGGACUUGAGGAAUAUGCUGGAAAGAACAUGGAUGUUGUGCAGGUGCUUCUGGACUUUAUGGAGAAAAGAAUAGACAAGGGAUCAAACUACAAAGAAGGCUUGACUCCAGUGCUGAGCCUGAUGACGGAAAGUUCCAGAUACCACAGGGAGAUUCGCAGAUACCUCAAAGCUAAGGUUUUGCCACCUCUUAAAGAUGUGAAAGUCAGACCAGAAGUGGGCAGCAUGGUACGCAACAAACUAGUACGCCUUAUGACCCACAUAGACAUGGGAGUGAAACAGGGGGCUGCUGAGUUCCUUUUCGUCCUCUGUAAGGAAAGUGUGGACAACCUUUUGAAGUACACUGGCUAUGGCAAUGCUGCAGGACUGCUGGUGGCUCGGGGGCUGCUGGCAGGGGGCAGAGGAGACACCGAAUACUCUCCUGAUGAGGAUUCAGACACUGAAGAGUACAAAUCAGCCAAACCAUUCAUUAACCCGAUUACAGGCCAUAUAGAGGAGCCAAUGCCAAACCCUAUCGAGGACAUGACUGAGGAGCAGAAGGAAUACGAAGCUCAGAAACUUGCAAACAUGAUUGGCGAGUUGUCAAGGCAGCAACUGAUCAGACCAAUGGGAGUGAGGAAGGAUGGCUCAUUAGCUCCCCUAGAGGAGGCGAUACACACAUGCAACGUUCCAGACAGAAGUGACUCGGACUCGGAUUAAAACGUUGUCACUUCCUCACUCACUGAACCUCCAUGAAGUCACCUCUGAUCUAAACGUUGUCCAUAGCUUGUGUUUGAAACCAAAUUGUUUGUGCCAGUGUGAUUUUUUUUUUUGCAAAUGAAUGACCAAACGUGGAGUCACAGUGUAGAAUCCAGGGGGCACGGACUAAUGUCAAGCACAAACAUAUCAACAGUGAUAAGAUAAUUGAGGCGCAAUGCUCCGUCACUUCCCUCUCAAUCGUACAAUUUACAAUAGAUCAUUGUUUUAUCUUUAUUUUAGAAACCAAACUAACAAGAAUUUUUGCGGUACAAAUA
This is a messenger RNA of Silurus meridionalis, 2066 nucleotides long. RefSeq names its product RIC8 guanine nucleotide exchange factor B (gene ric8b). Gene Ontology annotation, biological process: G protein-coupled receptor signaling pathway. Gene Ontology annotation, cellular component: cytoplasm; plasma membrane. NCBI's taxonomy places the organism in Eukaryota, Metazoa, Chordata, Actinopteri, Siluriformes, Siluridae. The transcript has 10 exons. Bases 139 to 1752 code for a protein of 537 amino acids. The record is from RefSeq and is a predicted model, not a curated record. Gene Ontology annotation, molecular function: guanyl-nucleotide exchange factor activity; G-protein alpha-subunit binding.